CGUCAGGUGGGUUGUCGUGUAGAUCAUUGUAGCCUGCGAGUCGCUUUAUCUAUUUUUAUCUGACAGAAACGAAGUAACUCGUCGUUCUAAACCGCUUUUAAGACACACUGGUCAAACAUAGUAAUACGCACUAGUACUUUUAAAAGUCGAUUAAGGUCGAUAUUACCAAAUCUCAAUUCAUUUACCCGGAAAAGUAACGUUAACGGUUUUACUCUUAGCAGUUUGAAGCUGAACGUUAAGCCUGCUGUCGUUUAACAUGGAUCAAUUUGAAGUAUCUACAAAAGAAACAAAGAACCCCUGGGGGUCUCCGGCCCUGACACCCUCGCCCUGUUCUCUUGCUGACGUCAUGAGCGAGCAGUUGGCUAGACAGCUGCAUGACGAUGGAAAGUCAUUCUCCAACUGCCCGGAUGCUGAACUGGACCUGACGUGCACUCCAGAAAAAGACACAUCCAGCGACCUGUUACUGGCCCAGAUGCUUCAGAUGCAGUUUGAUCGUGAGUUCGAUACGCAGCUCCGGAGAGAGGAGAAGAAGUUUAACGGAGACAGCAAAGUCUCGAUAUCCUUCGAGAACUACCGCAUGGUCCAUCCGUACGAGGACAGUGACAGCUCGGAAGAUGAGGUGGACUGGCAGGACACGUGUCACGACCCCUACAGAGCUGAUAAGCCAACAACUACCCCCAAGAAAGGUUUUGUUGGGAAAGGCAAGAACAUCACCACCAAACACGAUGAGGAGGUUUGUGGACGGAAGAACACGGCACGCAUGGACAACUUUGCUCCGGAGGUGCAGGUGGGAGACGGGAUCGGCAUGGACCUGAAACUCUCCAAUCAAGUGUACAAUGCCCUGAAACGUCACUGUCACUCAGAGCAGCGUCGCAGUGCCCGUCUGCAUGAUAAGAAGGAACAUUCAACUGCUGAACAAGCUGUGGACCCCAGGACCAGACUGCUCAUGUACAAAAUGGUGAAUUCUGGGAUACUGGAGAACAUCAACGGCUGUAUUAGCACGGGCAAGGAGUCAGUGGUGUUUCAUGCUAGCGGAGGGAGCGGCUUUGAGGACAAGAUCGUUCCAGAGGAGUGCGUUCUCAAGGUUUUCAAGACCACGCUAAAUGAAUUUAAGAACCGGGAUAAAUACAUCAAGGAUGACUAUCGCUUUAAAGAUCGAUUCGGCAAGCUGAACCCUCGCAAAAUCAUCCGCCUGUGGGCCGAAAAGGAGAUGCACAACCUCACCAGGAUAAAGAAAGCAGGCAUCCCGUGUCCAGAGGUGGUGAUUCUGAAAAAGCACAUUCUUGUGAUGUCAUUCAUCGGACGGGACCACGUGCCAGCACCUAAACUGAAGGAUGCCACGUUGAACUCUGAGGAUAUGAAGAAAGCGUACUAUGAAGUUCUGAAUAUGAUGCAACGGCUGUAUCAAGAUUGUAACCUGGUUCAUGCUGACUUGAGUGAAUAUAACAUGCUCUGGCACGAUGGACAGGUCUGGUUUAUUGAUGUGAGUCAGUCCAUCGAGCCCACUCACCCUCACGGUCUUGAGUUUCUGUUCCGGGACUGCAGAAAUGUGACCACAUUUUUCCAGAAAGCUGGUGUGUCCGAAGCUUUGGAUGUGUUUGAGCUCUUCAACACGGUGUCUGGACUGCAGAUAAACAGUGAUAAUGAGGCAGAUUUCUUAGCUCAGAUCGAAGCCCUGGAGAAGAGAAACGAAGAUCAUGUGCAAAAACGAGGCAAGAAAACCUUCAUGGCCAACACUGAGGGCAGCCCACCCCGUUUAAACACCGGCGAUGAUUAACACCAGCGAGAUCAUCCUCAGAAAUACAAGGGAGAGACAAUCCCCUUGAGCUCCAGUCACAAACCGGUGCGGAAUGGGAAGAGCCGUCACGCCCGUGUGAAACACUCGCACUCAAUCACUGCUGUUAACAUGUUUGCUUGAAGCUGAAAGUGACACCGAUGGGUCAUUUCAGCAUAACCUGUCAUUUUAACAGACAGUUUUGAAAGAUGGAAUAAAAAAGACAUUCAAAAAAUUAAUGAAACAAGUAAAUAUGGAGACGCAGGUAAUCUAAUGUAAUUGUGUGGAUUUAAACCGUGUCUCCUUUCAGAAGAAGGGCGAACAGAGACAGAAGAUGAGUCCUACUCUCUGAACGCUCUGAGUUUGUGUGUGUUGAGCUUUAGAAAUAAACAGGAUUUGGGACGGGUCAGUGUCCUGAGGUGUCUGUGGGAUCGUUUUACUUGUGAGAUGAUUGUUGUAGCUUUGUUGUGUCUGAGAUCUUAUGUAGAAUCAAGUGAAGAAAAUAAAAUAAACUCUGACA
This is a messenger RNA of Triplophysa rosa, 2294 nucleotides long. It is a transcript of the gene riok3, whose product is annotated as RIO kinase 3 (yeast). Bases 257 to 1777 code for a protein of 506 amino acids. Gene Ontology annotation, cellular component: cytosol; preribosome, small subunit precursor. Gene Ontology annotation, molecular function: protein serine/threonine kinase activity; ATP binding. The transcript is spliced from 13 exons. The record is from RefSeq and is a predicted model, not a curated record. Lineage: Eukaryota; Metazoa; Chordata; Actinopteri; Cypriniformes; Nemacheilidae. Gene Ontology annotation, biological process: maturation of SSU-rRNA; protein phosphorylation.